AUGACUCUGAGAUUCAAUCAGUUGAAAGAAGAGUCCCUGAAAUUGCGUCUGUUUCCUUUUUCUUUGAAGGAAAAAGCCAAAUCUUGGAUAUAUGCUUUGCGGCCUCAGUCAAUUAGAACCUGGGAUGAACUUACAAAAGAAUUUUUCAAAAAGUUCUUCCCAAAUCAUAAAACAGCCACCAUUCGUCAGGAUAUAAAUAGUUUUGUUCAACUAGAUAGUGAGACAUUGUCCAAGUAUCUAGAGCGAUUUUACGAUUUGUUACUCCAAUGUCCUCACCAUGGUUUAGAACAGUGGAGACUAUCAACAAUUCUAUAUGAAGGGUUGGAUUUUGCCACUCGAACCAUGUUUGAAGCAAUGUGCAAUGGUGAGUUCACAGAUAAAAGUGCCGGCGAGUCGUGGGCCUUUUUACAUGAAUUUUCCGCGAAAACUCAACAAUGGGAGUCGGUUAGAGAACCUAAGAAGUCGACUAAAAUGGGUAGUGUUCAUAAGAUAGAGUCUGUUUUUGAGGGUAAUGAAAAAAUCGCAUCUCUAGCUACGAGAGUUGAGGCUUUAAAACUGGAGAAAAAUAUAAAAUCAGUUGUAUCUACUUCUUGUAACCUAGUUGAGGUUUCUAUUUGUGAUGUGUGUAAUAGUUCAGACCAUCUAGUCGAAAGUUUUCCACAAAUGCAUGCAUUUCAGGAGUCUAGAAUGGAAGAGGCCAAUGUUUUGUAUCAAAAGCACGAGAAUAACCCCUAUUCUCAGACAUAUAACCCAGGGUGGAGGAACCACCCUAACCUUUCAUGGUCCAAGGGCCUUGUACAAGGGGGUGCAUCAGGAAACGCACAAGGAUACUCAUAUCCUAGAAACCCCGAGGUACAAUCGUACACACAACACCCUUCUGAGAAAAAAUUGUCUAGCAUUGAAGAAAGUGUCGGUCUGUUGACCCAAAAUAUUUUGCAAAUUCAGAAGGCCACUGACCAACAUUUUACUAUUCUAGAACUUAAAAUGGGUCAGAUUUGUGAUGCACUUAAUGAAAGGGAAAAGGUAAUUGAUAACAAUGUAAGCAUGCCUGGAAAGAGUGAGUCUGUGUCUAAGUCACAAUUGCAUAAAACAUCGCAUGAUAUACCAGUUGUGGAAAAUGACUCUGAGCAUCUCCCUAGAACUGAAAAGUCUGUUGAUAUUAAUGUUUCUGUGCCAUCGAAUGUACCUAUAGCUCCUUUCCCUCAAAGGUUGGAACAACAAAAGAAGGGAUCACAGUAUCGCGAUAUAUUGGAAUUGUUCAAACGAGUUACAUCAACAUUCCAUUUCUCGAAGCAAUCAAGUAGAUCCCUGCUUACGUUAAGUUCCUGA
Molecule: messenger RNA, 1329 nt
Organism: Papaver somniferum (opium poppy)
Lineage: Eukaryota; Viridiplantae; Streptophyta; Magnoliopsida; Ranunculales; Papaveraceae
Exons: 2
Coding region: 1-1329 (442 amino acids)
Source: RefSeq, a predicted model, not a curated record